Molecule: messenger RNA, 183 nt
Organism: Aureococcus anophagefferens
Lineage: Eukaryota; Pelagophyceae; Pelagomonadales; Pelagomonadaceae
Exons: 1
Molecular function (GO): protein binding
Source: RefSeq, a predicted model, not a curated record
GAGAACUUCGAAGAAGCGUUCCGGUACUACACGCUCGCGGCGGAUCAAGGCAUUGCCGAUGCGGAGACUGGCCUUGGCUGCUGUUACCACAAUGGAGAAGGCACGGAAGUCGACCUCGGCAAAGCCAGAUACUGGUUCGAGCGCGCCGCUGCCAAGGGCAACGAGCCAGCUAUGAGGAACCUC